This is a messenger RNA of Talpa occidentalis (Iberian mole), 1239 nucleotides long. It is a transcript of the gene RAB24, whose product is annotated as RAB24, member RAS oncogene family. The coding region runs from base 333 to 944 and encodes 203 amino acids. The transcript has 8 exons. The record is from RefSeq and is a predicted model, not a curated record. NCBI's taxonomy places the organism in Eukaryota, Metazoa, Chordata, Mammalia, Eulipotyphla, Talpidae. Gene Ontology annotation, molecular function: GTP binding; GTPase activity.
UCGCGGCGCUGCGGGCCGCAGGCGCUCGGAGGGGACCCUAGAUUGGUGGGGGAACCCCAACCUGGGCGGCGCUUGGCUCGGCGAGCGAGCUAGCUGGGCGGUGGCGUGCGCCCCCGGGCCGCCCCGGCCACCGGUUCUUGGACGGGGAUCGGCGCCAGGGGCCGAAGAGCAGGGCAGACCUGGGUGCUGUGGAACCUCGAGCCCGGCGCGUCUGGAGUCGUAGCUUGGCACCUGAGCUCAGGGAUUGAGGUUUGGGCGCUGCCAGACCAGAGAUCGGGUGUGCUUCGCGUCCCCACUCAGGACCCUGACACGGGUGAGGCGGCCCUGGGAGUAUGAGCGGGCAGCGCGUGGACGUCAAGGUGGUGAUGCUGGGCAAGGAGUAUGUGGGCAAGACGAGCCUGGUGGAGCGUUAUGUGCAUGACCGCUUCCUGGUGGGGCCCUAUCAGAACACCAUUGGGGCCGCCUUCGUGGCCAAGGUGAUGUCAGUCGGAGACCGGACGGUGACUUUGGGUAUUUGGGACACCGCAGGCUCAGAACGCUACGAGGCCAUGAGCCGUAUCUACUACCGGGGCGCCAAGGCUGCCAUUGUGUGCUAUGAUCUCACGGACAGCAGUAGCUUUGAGAGAGCAAAGUUCUGGGUGAAGGAGCUCCGCAAUCUAGAGGAGGGCUGCCAGAUCUACCUGUGUGGCACUAAGAGUGACCUGCUGGAAGAGGACAGGCGGCGGCGACGAGUGGACUUCCACGAUGUCCAGGACUAUGCAGAAAAUAUCAAAGCUCAGCUCUUUGAAACAUCCAGCAAGACAGGACAGAGUGUGGACGAGCUCUUCCAGAAAGUGGCAGAGGAUUACGUCAGCGUGGCUGCCUUCCAGGUCAUGACAGAGGACAAGGGCGUGGACCUGGGCCAGAAAGCAAACCCCUAUUUCUACAGCUGUUGUCAUCACUGAAUCACCGCUUAACUGGCCUGGGGGAAUUAAAGGAAUUCCCCAAAGAGGUCAGACCCAGCUCUUGUCUGGGCUCGGGUGGUCAAAUGUCUGAGCUACCCCAGGUCUCUGUGGCAGCAGAGGUGGCACCUGCCUGUGCUGGCCCAUGGAACAGAGGCAGCAUUGGGCUGACUGACGGGCAUAAAGAGGGGAAGGGCUAAUUUGCACCCCAGGGUUCUGCCAUGGAUAACACUUGUGUCUGCAGAUGAUUUAAGUGGCUUCUGAUCUGUAAAUAAAAAUCAAUGCACUGUGAAUCACA